AAUAUAUUUGCCACGAUUCAUUUUGAAUAAUAAAGCAGUAUAAUUACUACAUUGAAUGUGUGAAAGUGUUAAAACCACUUUGUAAAAAUUUAUAAAUUUUGAAUAAAUUUCAGUAAAAUGUCUUGCACAUUUUUAUAUUUUGCUUAUGGAAGUAAUUUACUUGCUAAAAGGAUACACUUAAAUAAUCCAACCGCAGUAAUGAAAAAUAUUGGUUAUAUUAAGAAUUUUAGGCUGGAUUUUCAUAGAUAUUCCAAACGAUGGUGUGGAACAUCGGCAACAAUUGUAGAAACAGAAAAUUCAGUUGUAUGGGGUGUAGUCUGGGAAUUAGAUAAUUGCAACUUAUCAACAUUAGAUUGUCAAGAAGGUGUUCAGGAUAAUAUAUAUCGUGCAAUGUCAGUAAAUGUUGAAACUCCCAAUGGUACAAUUCUAAACUGUAGAGUAUACCAACAAUGUGAUAAUCCAAAAGAAUACGUAAAGCCAGCAGAUCUUUCAAUAGAUAGGAGACCUUCACCAUUAUAUCUAAAUAUGAUAUUAAAAGGGGCUCAAGAAAAUAAUCUUCCUGCCGAUUACAUACAAUUUUUAAAAACUAUACCACAUAAUGGAUAUGAAGGAGAAUAUGACAUUAGCCUUUCUCUGAUUGAAGCUUGAUUUCUACAAUAUUUUUAUCAUCUGAAUUGUUUUGAUAAUGUGGAUCAAGAAUCACAUAUUCCAGUGCCAUCUCUGCUGUCAUUUCGUCCAAUGUAUGUCGAGGAAUUUUCAAUUUUAAAAAUUGUCUUUUGUUUACCUAAAAAUAUGUUAUUGU
Nylanderia fulva is the source of this 802-nucleotide messenger RNA. Its product is annotated as gamma-glutamylcyclotransferase. Gene Ontology annotation, molecular function: gamma-glutamylcyclotransferase activity. The record is from RefSeq and is a predicted model, not a curated record. NCBI's taxonomy places the organism in Eukaryota, Metazoa, Arthropoda, Insecta, Hymenoptera, Formicidae.